AUGACCGGCAGUACUCGCGCCAGCGCCGGCUCCUUCUUCCUCGUGCUUCUCUUCUUCGCGCUGGCCGGCGUCGCGGACCUCGCGUCCGCCACUGCCGGGGCAACUGCCACUGUUGCUGCCUUCAGAGGCGACGACAACAGCAACCACAACGCGGCGGCGCUUCUGACGACGCCGUCGUCGGCGUCCCCGGCCGAGCUGAACGGCUUCAUGCAGUGCCUGCUGGGUUGCUUCACGCAGGUGUUCGGCUGCUCGUUCGGGUGCAUGGGCAAGCAGGGCGCCGACCUACCGCUCUGCAUCAUCAGCUGCGACCAGAAGAGCAUCGUCUGCAUGAUCCGCUGCGGGCUCUCGCCGUCGCCGUCGCCGCCCAAGCCCUCGCCGCCUGGGCCCAAGCCGCCGUCGCCCAAGCCACCCAAGCCGCCCACGCCCAAGCCACCCACGCCCAAACCACCCACGCCCAAGCCGCCCACACCCAAGCCUCCCACGCCCGCGCCACCAACGCCCGCGCCACCCGGCCCGCCCUACCCCGGCCCGCCCUACACCCCGCCGUACGCCGUCACCGGACGCAAGGCCGCGACAUCUGCCUAA
This is a messenger RNA of Miscanthus lutarioriparius, 585 nucleotides long. The record is from the annotation of a GenBank genome assembly. NCBI's taxonomy places the organism in Eukaryota, Viridiplantae, Streptophyta, Magnoliopsida, Poales, Poaceae.